GACCGGCUAUUGCGUGCGUUGUGUGAUGACGCGCUGGUCAGGUGUUGCCUCAUAUAACGAGGGGAGCUGUCCAAGUGCUGAAAACAGAAGAGAACUGCACCGCUUCUGAGGAGAUGCCAUACACCUUUACUGCUGUCUGAGCUUUGUUGCCAAAGGUAAUAGAUUGCCUACAAUGCUGCAUUUCCACCACAAGUUGCCCGCGGGGGGAGCCGUGGUCCUGCUCGCCUUCCUCCUUCAUGGAUGCGCCGUGCAGGCUGCGUCUCUCCCCCGCCACUACAGGCUCCGCGGCGGGGAGAGUGAGGGGCAGCCGGCUGCCUACCCACCCAGCUCCGACAUGAUGAAAGCGCUGGAGUACAUCGAGAACCUGAAGCAGCGAAACGGGGGGCGAGCCGAACCCGUGGAUUACGACGAGGUGGACAAGUUCAGGGUCCUGCUUCAGCUCGCUUCUCAGCAGGACGAAGUUCCGGGGGACCGUCAGCCUGCUCCCGGCAUGCAGAGGCAGGACAUUACCGCUGAGCAGCUGAUGAAAGCCCUGCUCAAGUCUCUGCAGGAUCAGGCCGGGAAAGACGCGAAGGUCAGCCCCGUAUCGGCGUCCAGGAACGACCGCCGCACGCACAGACACCGCACCAAAGACACUGAAAUCCCCGAGAGCGCACCGGCAGACUACGGUAACUUCCCCAGACCCCACAAGAAAUACCCCCUGAUGUUUGAGGACGAGGAGAAUACGGACGCAUCUAAGCGGGCCACUGAGGACUUGGACGAGCAGUACACGCCACAGAGCCUUGCCAAUUUGAGGUCCAUCUUUGAAGAGCUUGAGAGGAUGCCCACGGUCGUUGGCCAGAAGAGAUACGUGUUCGGAGACGACGACGACGAGGAGGAGGACGGACUCAGCCUGAAGAACCCGGCCUAUGAGGAUGUGGCCGGAGGGGAGGAGUGGGUCCCCGUGGAGGAGAGGGAAGAGACGGAGGAGAUGGUCAACGGGAGCCACGAAGAAAUGGACAGGGCGCUCGACCAGGAGGAAUCCGAGAGGGAGGAGAUGCAGCGCAGGGCCAACCAGAACCAGGAGGAUGCUGAUGAUGACACUAAGCUGGUAGAUUACUAUCUCCUGAAGGUCCUGGAGAUGAGCGACCAGACGCAAAAGAGAGACAAGACCGGUGAGCAGAGAAAGAGACUGAUCCGCCCCUCCAUCGUGGACCCCAGGACCGUGAAGGAGUUGCUGGAGCUCUCCCUGAAGCUCCACGUCCCUCCGCAGGACCUUAUCGAUAUGCUGCUCACGGAGGAGCUCAGAAAGCUCCACCGCGAUCCCCAAACGGCACCGCGCUACACCACCGGCCAAACCCCCAAGAUCAGGUACUACAGCCGCAGACUGCCCCUUAAGCCCAAGACCGCCCCCGAAGACAUGGACAGAGAGGACUUUUUAGACAUCAUCGGGGUGGAGACUAUUAGUAACGAGUAUCCCGUGGUGCAGAGACCAAUGAAGACCUCUUCAUCCUCAGACAGAAUCCAAGCGGCGUCCAGCCCCGCUGCAAAUUCAGCUCCGGUGAAGAUCCCUGCUCCAUCCGGACGCAGGGAGAACUUGUUUUUAUCCGAGCUCAACAAAAUGCCCCUGAAACGCCAGGCCAACGGCCCCGCCGCCGACGAAGGCGACGACGAUGACGGCGACGUGGAAGACGAGGUGACGACCUACCUGGCGGCCAAAAUCCUCACAGAGUACCCCAACACCAUCACCAAGCGGGACACCCAGGCGCAGCUGAAGGGACAGUUCCCGUACGAGCUGUACGAGCGCGCCAUGAAGGACUACCUGGAGCAAGCGGACGCUGAGAAAAGGCCCGUGGCCAAGAGGGAAACCGAGGUGGCCGCGGAGGAGAACGUAAGCCCCACGGAGAUGCAGGGGAAAGACGAGAUACCGGCCAAGACCUCGGCUCCACAAACCGAAGAAGAGGAGAAGGAGCACCGCGAGAAAACGGUUACCGGGAUGUAGCCUCCCCCCCCCCCCCCCCCCCUGCGAGACGCACGAAAUUAUGAAUAUAGUAUUUAUACUGUCUCAAAAAUAAAGUUUGGUGGACGUGAUCUAGUUUACAAAUUUCUAUUAUAUGAUGCUAAUGUCACCCUAAAGAAAAAUGACUAUAGCAAUCAAAUAUAAUUAAAAAUCUAUCUAUCUCUAUAUAUAUCUAUAUAUAUUAGUCCCUACUUGCUGCAAGAACAUCAUAGAAAUAUCACACUACAGGACAUUAGAGGCGCAAACGGUGAGGCAAAAGAUAUAUCCUCAAAACAUUAUGAUUGGAUUUGAAGCCUGUCGCCAGUGUCAAAUCGCCAGUUACCCCGAUCAAUAGACUCAUCAGAUUCCAGUCAAACCAGAGAUAUUUAAAGUUUUGUGAUGUUGUUUCCAGUUUGUUUACAUUAAUUGUGUUUGUAAACAGCAUUAAAGCAGCCUUAUAUUUUCAACUAUAACCGACUUGAGUAAUGGCUUAUUUUUCAUCAACGUCAAACUAUUGAAUUACAUAUGUGAAUAUACAUGUAAAUGAUCAAGUAUAAUGCGGACUUCAAGGAACACAAGCAUACGGUGUAACGACAGGACGUGGGGAUAUCACAGGGGCAGCGUGUUGUUGUGACUCGUGAUAUAUUCAGGGUUGGUGGAUUUAAUGUUUAACUAUUAUGGAUGUUUAUUUCCGAGUCUUACUAUCAGACCGUCGCCUGCCUUCCAAUCCUUUCAUACUGCAAAGCUCUGUAUUGUUGGCCUACCAGUGGUUGUGCUAUGUAUGCUCAUUUUUAAACCAUUUUGUACAUGUUCAACAAUGUGUGAUCGAUCACAGAUGAAUAAAGCAUCAGCUGGAUUAUUUUUCUUCUUGCUGA
Messenger RNA from Mugil cephalus (flathead mullet), 2853 nucleotides. RefSeq names its product secretogranin II b (gene scg2b). The record is from RefSeq and is a predicted model, not a curated record. The coding region runs from base 173 to 1981 and encodes 602 amino acids. NCBI's taxonomy places the organism in Eukaryota, Metazoa, Chordata, Actinopteri, Mugiliformes, Mugilidae. The transcript is spliced from 2 exons. Gene Ontology annotation, cellular component: secretory granule.